UUCAUUGCAGUUUCGAACUUCAUGUAAAGAAGUGGCUUUUAUGUUUAUAUCUCGCGUUAGAAUUCAAUAAAAUACAAUUUUAUUUAUUAAAAUUUAAUCAAGACAAUACUUGUGAAAUUCUAAAAAAAUCAUAUUUUGCAAAACACUGUCAAGCUCUGCAAUUGCCUUGAGAGCCAAAGUGACAGCGACGCCGCCAUCAUCACUAUCGCGCUAUACUGUGUGUGUGGUGGAAGUGGAUCUCAGAUCUCAGCACUAUACAACAAUCCAAUCCAAUUGACAAAUGGAGUUCUGUUCUGUGCUUUUUACUCUUGCAUGUCGUCAGUUUGUUGGAGAUGAAUUUUAAUGAUCAUUGAAAUUCAAUAAUUACAAUCAUUAGUGCACUUAAUUAGUUUGAUAUCGUAAUUGUGUGUAUGCUAGUGAAGGUAUUGUUUUUUUUUUCCUGCUGCUGAUACUCAAUCUUUUGGUCUGUGUGGUGCAUUUGUCGUGACUUCUGUCAAAAUUUUUAUCACACAAAAAAGACUUGGAAGUCAUCGACGAACGAAAAUCACCCUGGCUGUUGAUUGGUCAUGGAUGGCCGCGUAAACGGGUACGAAAAAUUUGGAAAGAAACGCCGUCAAUGGGAAGACUCUGGAGUACAUGAACUAAUAAAACUUUGGAAGUGCUGUGCUUACGAACUAAGAACAAUUAAACGCAAUGGCCAUCUCUAUGUUGCUAUGGCAAAGCAGUUAUCUGCAAUAGGAGUUCCAGUCACUGCAUUAGAAGUUCAUUUUAAAGUGAAUAAUUUAACGCAACGUUAUAGACAAGAAUCAAAAACUUACGAAACUACGGGAAUUGUGAGUACUUGGAAGUUUUACAGCUUAGUGGAUGAUGUAUUCAAAAGUUUAUCCGGCCACACAUCUAACACACCCGGAUUUAAAACUGAAAAAAGAGUAAUGACACCUGCAAGUAAUGCAAGCAGCAUAUCCGAUUCCUCAGUCUGGAAAAAUUCAAUGUCCGAGCCAGAGUUUAGUAAUAACUCCGAACCUUUCUACAAAACCGAAUAUAUGCAACCCCGUCAUUAUAUGGAGCCCUCCUCGCAUGGAAACUCCACAAAUCCUUCUGAGGUACCGGCAUUCAUGAGCAAUCCACGAAUGAAUGAAAGCAAUAUAAACCCAAUGACACCAAGUGUCCCCAAUGGGGGUGAUGAUGAUUUUGUAGGUCGAUUAAGUAAAAUCAAAAAAUCAGAUGACUACGAGAAACUGGUGGAUAUUGUUAAAAAUAUUGUUGAUAAUUACAAAACUGGACAGCCAGACAAAGUUGAUUCGUUUACAGAUUUUUUGAAAUCAUACUUGCGAAAGUGGCCAGAUCGAAUGCAAGAUGAGGCAAUUAAUCAUAUAACAAAUUAUAUUAUUGUCAAGAAUAUGGAGCAUACAAUAAGUAGCGCAGCUGCUAAUAGACAAUAAGAUAAGACAAAACAAAAAAAAAGAAAAACAGUAUAAUAAAAAGUGUAAUAAUAGGUUUAUAGAAAAGAAGAAAAACUAAAAUGAUGUUUAUUGUGUAGGAUGUAAGACAUACAUAAGAAAUGUACUUAAACUUGAAUAUAAACUAUAUUUAAUAGAAUUAAUC
Messenger RNA from Episyrphus balteatus (marmalade hoverfly), 1605 nucleotides. RefSeq lists its product as uncharacterized. The coding region runs from base 567 to 1442 and encodes 291 amino acids. Gene Ontology annotation, cellular component: nuclear body. The record is from RefSeq and is a predicted model, not a curated record. Gene Ontology annotation, biological process: positive regulation of DNA-templated transcription. The transcript is spliced from 6 exons. Lineage: Eukaryota; Metazoa; Arthropoda; Insecta; Diptera; Syrphidae.